UUAGGCCUAUAUUAUUAUAUUUUCUAUUAGUAUAAUCUAUUUAUUUUUAUUGACUACUACAUAUAAUACUUUAUACGAUUAGAUGCAUCAUGCAUUGUUACUACUGAACUUUGAGUUUCAGAAAACCAUGGAUGAUAAUUGGGAAGUUAAUUCUAUGAUGGAAUUUGAUCACUAUCAGAACAUAGCACGAGCAGCUUUUGGUGAUAUGCUUUAUGACAGCGACAGAAAUCAAUUAUACUAUAAAGCAUUGAAAAAAGAAAUUACAAGGUUACAUAAUGCUAAUAAAAAAGUACAUGUCUUAGACAUAGGAACUGGUACUGGUCUAUUAGCUAUGAUGGCUGCUAAAUGUGGAGCUGAUUCUGUUUACGCUUGUGAAGAGUUCGAAGAAUCUUAUAAAUGUGCAAAAGAAAUAAUAAGAUCUAAUAAUUUUGUGGAUAAAAUUGUACUUAUUCCUAAGAGUUCACAAAAUUUAAAAGUUGGCAUAGACUUACCUCAUCGUAUGAAUUUGUUAGUUACAGAAGUCUUUGAUACAGAACUUAUUGGUGAAGGUGCUAUUUCAGUGUUCAAUCAUGCUCAUCAAGAACUAUUAACAGAUGAUUGCAUUGUUAUACCAUCUCAAGCUAUUGUAUAUACUCAAGUAGUUGAAAGCGAGUAUAUAAGAAAUUUUAACAGAGUUAACGAUGUGUAUCACAAUAACAAGUUAUUGAUGAAGGUACCAGAGAACAUAAAAAAAUGUCAAGGCAUUGAAAGUGUAUUUGAUUUACAACUAGGUGAAUUGCCAAUAGAUGUUUUUAAAACUCUAAUUCCUGCACAAGUUAUGUUUAGGUUUAAUUGGAGUGACAAAAAUGGUGUGAUAACUGAUCGAAAAAAUGCUAUUCAUUGCAAGUCUAAGGAAAAUGGUAUUGUUCAUGCUGCAUUUGUAUGGUGGGACUUAGCUAUGGAUUCUGAUGGUGAAAUCAUGUUAAGCUGUGCUCCUAAAUGGUAUGGAAAUCGUGAUGAAGCUCCUUGGAGAGAUCAUUGGAUACAAGGAGUGUAUUACUUUGCAGAUGAAAUAAGUUUAAAAAAAGAUGAGGAAUUCAAUGUAAUUGGCUACCACGAUGAACUUUCAUUUUGGUUUGAUACUAAUAAAUCAAGUACAUAUUUAGAUGUUCCUUUUCCAUACUGUGAGUGUGAUUUCCAUAGAAUUAUUAGCAGAACACUUAUUGGGCAAAUGAAUGAUCACAAUCUCACAUUAAAUUAUUUAAAUGCAUUGAAAAAAUAUAUAAAAUUAGGCAGUGUCUGUCUAUUUGUUAGCAAUUUGUCAUUUAUAGGACUUGCUGCAACUUUAUUUGGUGCAGAAAAAGUUUAUUACUAUGAUGUAAGCGGACCACAGGGUUUUGAAAAAGUUUUAAAAGCAUAUAUUAGAGCUAAUGAGUUAGAAAGUAAAAUUAUUUUAUUGAAAACGUACAAAGAAGUUUUAGAAAUAAUUUCUAAGCAAAAUGAAAAAAAGGAAGAAAUAUACACUGUGUUUACGGAACCUUCCAAAUGGAUUUUACCUGAAUGGAUUGAUAUUGUAAGAUUUUGUCUUCAAGUAAAUCCAAAAACAAAUAUAUUUCCAAAAGAAGUAACCUUGAAAAUACAAACUGUAGAAUUUGAUGAUUUAUGGAAAAUUCGAGCUCCUUUGACUGAAGUAGAAGGAUUUGAAAUUAUACCAUUCAAUGAAAUUGUGCAGGAAAGUAUCAAAAUAUCAGAUGGAAUAUUGGAAGAAAAGCCAUUAUGGGAGUAUCCUAGUAAAAGCCUAUCGAACAUUUAUGAUUUGUUUACAUUGAAUUUUGAGAAUAUUGCAAAUGAAUCCAAUUUAAUUUUAAAAAACAGAUUAUCAGUUAAUAUUGAAAACGAUGGUGUUUGUCAUGGACUAGUUUGUUGGACUGACUGGUGUUUGGAUACAGAUAUACAUAUUUCAUUUGGUGCUUCAAAUAAAAAAACUUAUAUAUCAGAUUGGUAUCCUUAUGCACGACAAAGAAUUUACUUUUUGAAUAAGUAUCGAAAAGUUUUACCAGGAGAUGUUAUAAACUGUGAUGCUAUUUUGUGUAAAAAUGGCAAUUUGUUAAUUAGUUUUUGUAAUACCUAUGAUCAUUAAGUUACUAAAAUUUAAAAUCUUAUUUUUUUAUUGAAAUAUAUAUUUCUUUUAUACA
Sipha flava (yellow sugarcane aphid) is the source of this 2174-nucleotide messenger RNA. RefSeq names its product protein arginine N-methyltransferase 7 (gene Art7). The transcript has 10 exons. Gene Ontology annotation, biological process: peptidyl-arginine methylation. NCBI's taxonomy places the organism in Eukaryota, Metazoa, Arthropoda, Insecta, Hemiptera, Aphididae. The coding region runs from base 83 to 2119 and encodes 678 amino acids. The record is from RefSeq and is a predicted model, not a curated record. Gene Ontology annotation, molecular function: protein-arginine omega-N monomethyltransferase activity.